This is a messenger RNA of Cetraspora pellucida, 783 nucleotides long. The record is from the annotation of a GenBank genome assembly. Lineage: Eukaryota; Fungi; Glomeromycota; Glomeromycetes; Diversisporales; Gigasporaceae.
AUGGGUGGUGGUUACGCCGGAGCUCCCAAAGGUGAAACUGCGCAAAACAUCGUUUUAUGGGCUCUAGAAUCUGGAUAUAGACAUAUAGACACUGCAGCACGAUAUGCUAAUGAGGAGGACAUUGGAAUUGGUAUUAUCAAAAGUGGUAUUCCGCGUGAUCAAAUUUUUAUCACUACAAAAAUUUGGGAUCAGGAUCAAGGUUACGAAUCAACUCUCAUGGCAGCAGAGACUUCCUUAUCAAAACUUCAAACUUCUUAUCUUGACUUACUACUCAUACAUUCACCUAGACCUGGCUCUCAAAAACGUAUAGAAAGUUAUAGAGCUUUACAAGAAUUAGUUAAACGAGGAAAAGUUAAAAAUAUUGGUGUAUCAAAUUAUUGUAUAAAACAUUUAAAGGAGUUGAUGGACACUAAUCCUGAAAUUAUGCCAGUUGUUAACCAGCUUGAAGUUCAUCCUUGGAAUAAUCGAAAAGAAAUUAUAUCAUAUUGUAAAGAACAUAAGAUUCUUGUAGAGGCAUCUUCUCCGCUUACCAGAGGAAAAAAAUUAAAUGAUCAUAUUCUUGUUAACAUCGCAGAAAAAUAUAAUAGGUCUACAGCUCAAAUUUUGAUUCGUUGGUGCCUUCAAAAUAAUUUUGCCGUGUUGCCAAAAAGUACAAAUAAAAUGCACAUAAUUGAUAACACCAAUGUGUAUGAUUUCGUGAUUGAAGAUGAAGAUAUGAACAUUCUCGAUAAUUUAGAUGAACAUUUUAUUACCGGCGGAUGGGAUCCAGUUACUGCAGAUUAA